Molecule: messenger RNA, 4566 nt
Organism: Microplitis demolitor
Lineage: Eukaryota; Metazoa; Arthropoda; Insecta; Hymenoptera; Braconidae
Gene: 5PtaseI
Product: inositol polyphosphate-5-phosphatase A
Exons: 11
Coding region: 106-2427 (773 amino acids)
Biological process (GO): phosphatidylinositol dephosphorylation
Molecular function (GO): inositol-polyphosphate 5-phosphatase activity
Source: RefSeq, a predicted model, not a curated record
AAUCUUCAAAGUAAUCAAUAUUAAUUUAUAUAAAUAUAUUGUAUUAUAUUAAUAUUUAAUCAGAUAUUUUUAAAAGAUUACAUAUAUUUAAUUUGAGUAAUCAACAUGUCAGGGAUUCCGAUUCUUCUCGUUACUGCCAAUGUUGGCAGUAUUUUUGAAGAGCCUGGACUGAUGUUGAAAACAUGGACAGAAGAAUUUUUAUCAACUAUAUCUCGACUGGAUCCAAAAUUUAUAGCAUUACACUGCCAAGAAGUAGGUGGAAAAAAUUAUGAACAAAGUAUGCGGCAUGUAGAAAAUUUUGUCAGAUUACUUAUGUCUUCGGAAGAGCUAAGACUAUUCGACAAAGUAACUGUUUUCUUGGAUGAAGAUUUUUCAUCUGCUGAACACUUCACGGCCCUUGGAAAUUUUUAUUUCGUUCAUGAGUCAGUAAAGGACGUGUUCAUUUGGGAUUUUCAAGCAUAUAAAUUUGUCGUCGUUGCUGGCAAAGAAGUGCAUUCUGGAAAUAUUGAAUCAGUUUCAACAAAAGAGAAAGCGAAAUUUCCUCAAAAUUUUUUUCCUGAAUGCAAAUGGUCAAGGAAAGGAUUUUUACGUACACGAUGGAGUAUAAAUGGAACAGUAUUUGAUCUUAUAAACAUACAUUUAUUUCAUGAUGCCAGUAAUUUUAUUGCUAUGGAAACUUUUCCAUCAGUAUAUAGCAAAACUCGACGGAAGGCAUUAGAGCAUACACUGGAUAAAUUUCAUAAUGAUCAGUAUCCAAAUGUACCAUAUUUUUUAUUUGGUGAUUUCAAUUUUCGUACCGACACAUCUGGUGUUAUAAAAAAACUCACUGAAGAUACUCAAGAAAGUCAAUUAUCUAACAAAGGAAGUCUUUCAAAGUUGCAAUUUCGAAAUAAGGAUGAUAAUUUAAUAUUAACACUAGGCAAAAAAGAAUUUACUCAUUGUGAACAUCAAAAUGUUUUUACAGAAAAUAGUGCUCGAUGGUUACAAGAAUACGAUCGUGAACUUGAAGUUUUUGAAGGUAGAUUAUUUGAAUUUCCAAUCGAAUUUGUGCCAAGUUACCCUUUUGAAGAAGACAUUAGUCAAGGAAGUAAUUUUAUGCAGACUAGAGUACCUGCUUGGUGUGAUCGAAUCCUAUUAAGCCCGACUGCAAAAACUCUUAUCUCAUCUCCUGAUACGGUCAAGUACGGAAUUAUUGGAGCCAACACAUGCAUGGGUGAUCACAAGCCAGUCUAUCUACGGAUUUUCAUUACUUCGAAUGCAGGUACGAUAAAUUGUUGUUUGUCAUGUCCGCACUUGUGUUUCAAAGUGCCCAAGCAUUAUUUGGAGUUAUUAUCAAUGUUGCCUGGCUAUCGUAGUAAUUAUUUAAAUUUACAACAUAUUGAGCAUAACUCAUCACCAAAGCUUUUGCACGCAUUAAUGAUUGAGCAUGAUCCGUACACUCCGGACAGCAUGGAUAGUCCAAGUCCCAGUGCAUUCCCGACCUCAGUGGAGCCAGAUCAAGAUUACGAACAAAUUAAUAAUUUCGUUAAGAAAAAACCGUGUAAUGAAAAAUCAUUCAAGAUGGCGGUAUCACCGGCCCUUCUAAAAUCUAAGUUAGAAUUUAUUCAGAACGAACAAAAAGCCCAACGAGAAAAACAUCAUAAGAAUGUACUUGAAUCCAGAUGUGAUUCUUGGCCGAAAACACAUGGAUCUAAACGCCAGUACAAGAAGAAACAUCGGAGCGCUAAUGAUAUUUCUUCAACGUGCGGAAACAAUGAAAGUUCAGAAGAAUCUACAAUAUUUUCACUUAAUUCAAGUAUUGUUAGGAAAUCUAUUAGUCAUAUUGUGAUACCAAAAAUCGCUAUUAUCAAUGCAAGUAAUUUCCAAUCAAAGGAGAGCUCAGUAGAUUUACAAGAAGAAAGAUUGUAUAGUUUUAUCAAAGACCGAUCGAUUGGUAAAGACACGACUAGUGGUGAAGGCUCCAGUUUAGAACUCGACUUAUCAGAUAAAAAACAAGAGUAUCAAUCAGACAGUAAUAAAAUAUACUCUUGUAAUCAAGACAGUGGAGUUGAUACUUUGGAUACUGAUGAUAUUUUUUCACCGACAAAACCACUUAUAGUUUCUUCGAAUGAAACAACUCCUAGUUAUUCCUUAGAUUUAAACAAAGAUUUUCAUAACUUUGAAGAUGUUAUAAAUAAAAAUAGUGAAUUUGAAAUAGAAAUUGACGAGCUGGAAAAAAUUUCCGGAUUAACUACAAAUAUUCAAAAUUUAAUUUCCUCUACUGAACAGAACAUAACUUCGAAUAAUAUUAACAGAAGUAGUUCGAUAAAUAGCAAAAAUAGUUAUAAUGAAAAUCUAAACCCAAGUAAAUUAAAGUCCAAUAAAAUUACUCAGAAAAAUUUAAUCAGUGUACAUAAGUGUAAAAAGUGUUGCUGCGUUGUAAGUUGAUUUUUAGUUAUUAUAUUAUUAAAUUUAUUUAUUUUUAAUGUUACACAGAGAUUUAUGUGUGUUAAUAUCCUGAAAAAAAUAAAUAAGAUCUGGGUUGAUCUAUAAUAUGUAUUUAGAUUAACUUACACAGAAGAAAAAUAGUGGAAAAAUUACAGUUUCAAAUAUCAGCAAAGUCCCUCUACUUCGAAACUGUGAAAAUUACAUUAUUUACGAGACGUUAAACAAAACUGUAAAUUUUGAUAUUUAUUGUAAUUACUUUGUUACAAAAAGUAUAGUAUUAAUUAUUACAGUGCAAACUAUAAUACUUGUUUUUAUACGAGAGCAAUAUUUUUGCACUGAAUACUGUAAUUUUUCCACUGUUUUUUCCGUGAAGACAAAUUUCCAGAGAGUAGAGAUAAAUAGAAGAUAUUUUAUGAAAACGUAAAUUGACAUACAAAAAAAACGAUCUUUGGUACAAGAAAUAUUUUACAUUACGAAAACAAUAAUUUUCUUAGUGCUAGAAGUUAUUUCAUGAACCAAGAAAUUUUUGUUUUCAAUUCAUGAUUAAUGCAAAAAAUUUAUAGGGACCAGUAAAAAUUCUUUGUGUCAAGAAAUUAUUUUUUUCUGUGUAUCCUUAGAAUUACUAUACCUAAAUUUUGAAAAUAAUUUUAUGUACAAAUUAUCUUUACGUAUAUCUUGAUAGAUACUACCAAAGAAAAUAAAGUCAAAGCAAGUAAAUAAUGAAAAUUCUAUAUCAAUGCAUGAAUUAAAUAUGAAUUUUUAGUCACAUAUGCAAAUAUCUUUUCGAGAUACAUUUUUAAAUGUUCUACCUCAAAUACAAAAUAUAAACCCUUGACAAGUACGACAACAUAUAAUUUAGCCAAAAAUUUUAUAAUAAAAGAAGAAAGGGAAUAUGAGUUUUUUACCAAACAUUUUAUUUUCUUAUUUUUUUAUAUUAUUAUAAAUGUUUGUGAAAAAAAGUGUUGUUAAUAAUUACAAAAAAAUUAUCUUUGUACUCCAAAGUUUACGUUAAGUAAAAUCUAUUGAUAAUAUCAAGAAAGUUUAAAUGACUACGAUUAUUCUUCAUAAUUCAAAAUAAAUAGAAAUGAAUGAAAAGUAUUCGUAACCAAUACUAUAAAAUUUCAAAUGACUUAUCUCAUAUUUUUCACAAAUAUAGUAUUUAUGUCAAUUUUUUUUAAUUGAAGAAAUAGUUCAUUGCGAAGCAAGGGGUGAAAACACGACUUUAGAUCCCUGAUUUUAAAAAAUGAUUUGGAAUAAUUCGAAACAAUUUGAAAUGAUUUGAAUUGACUAAUAUAUAGAUAUACACUUAACAUGGAGAAAAUCAUUUUCCUUAACCGGGGAUAAGGGCGAAAUCGACUGUGAGCCGAAAACGAAUGCUGGCAUAACCCCUAAUUUAAAAUAUUGUUUAAUCCCGCGCCACGUGCUAUAUUUUGUCAUAUUACCUGCGUAGAAGUUGGAAAUUGAUGUCCAGAGCCAAUCGAAACAGACUGAUUUCGAACCGAUAGUGCGACAAAAAUAAUGCUGCAUAUAUGCAAAUUUGACAAAAAAAUGGUAUUAAGGAAAAAUUCAAUUGCCGGGUUAAUAUUUUGACCAUUUACGUAUUCCUGUCAAGGGUAACUAAAAAUAUUGAUGAUAUAACGUUAUUUAAUUUAUAAUUGUUAUAUAAUUUAUUGAAUAUUUUUAGCAAGAGCGUAAUAGUUUUACUAGAGAUGAACAAUGUAUUAUGUGUUAAUUAUAGAAAGGAAAGCAACAGUAUUUAUCGUUGGAACAUCGCAUGUGCAUUUAAUAAACUGGAGCAUCUUAGCUUUAAUUAGCUUCACUGUAUAUUUUUUACUUUUUUGACAAUUGUUUGAUUUUAUAACUUUCACAACAGUAUUAAGUUAUUUUAAUACAAUUGGACCUCAUUAAAAAAUUAUUUGUCUUUUAUUCGCACUAGAAAUGUCUAAUAGUUGGAUUAUAAAUUAUUUUAACAAGGCCCGAUUGUAUGAUUUUUUUUUUAUGACUACUGCUAACAAAUGAUAUUAACUUUAGAUAAAUUGCUUAUAACAGAUCCGAUAGAAUCUAAUAAGCGCGGAAGUAAUGUCAGUCUGUUGAAAAACAUGAAGAAAUUGACAUGCUGCAACAGCGGGGCAACAAUAA